Molecule: messenger RNA, 2951 nt
Organism: Paramacrobiotus metropolitanus
Lineage: Eukaryota; Metazoa; Tardigrada; Eutardigrada; Parachela; Macrobiotidae
Exons: 5
Coding region: 317-2305 (662 amino acids)
Molecular function (GO): protein binding
Source: RefSeq, a predicted model, not a curated record
UUUACCUGUUUUUUCCUUGAUUUUAUUUCUCAAUAUGUACAAAGCGAGCUUCGCUCAACAAUUAUAAUCAAAUGAACCUGUUUAUUUAUAUUUAUAUUUUGGCAUAUGCCUGUGGUACAACGUAAUUUUACAGAGAAUCAACGUAUUUGUUAGAAUUACAACGUGGUGCAACAUAAUUUUACAACAUCAGUCUGAGCAUCUGAGACUGUCACUUGCAAUUAUUGUUAGAAACGAGCGAAUAUCGAAUGGAUCUGCGUAAUUAAUAUUCUGUAUCUACAUCUUCGGCUCUCGGCCUUUGAUUUGAUCCCUUUUUACCAUGGAAGAAAGUACAAAUUCCUGUGUCGCCGGUGCGGCCCUUGCGGACAGGCUGGAGGAUGCGGUGCUGCUGCCGCGGCCGCGGUAUCUGUAUCAGCCGUUAUUGGCCGAUGGCAGUCAAAUGAGCUACUGCAACACGGUCGCCGCCCGCAUCCGCCGCCGUGACGCCAACGUUAACGAUAUCGAUGGCGACAUUUGGUGGCUGGGCUACAUUCAGGAUAUCGACACGGACGGCGAAUGCGGGCGCGCCUUCAUCCACUUCAACGCCACAACCGCCCCCGCUCGCUGGCUGCCCAUGCAGGACGUCUGGCCACUGCCGACGUACUACGACGAGCUGCAGGGGAGAUUUGGCCGAAAUGCGCCCAUACUGGCGGCACUGCGCGAUGACGAGAAUGGGCCGUUUCGCUUCCGACCAGCCGUUAUGCUGGAGUCGUUCCAGGCUUGCAAAUGGGCUUGUGACUUUGGGUGUCAUCUGUUUUGCAUCCGAACCGACGUGUCCAGCAGCGGCAGCGGCAGCGGCAGCGGCGCUCGUCCCUGUGUGGAGGUGGUCCAUCCCAACCAGCUGGCCAGUGCAUUGCCCCCCAGCGCCAGCGCUCCAUCCUCGCCGGAGCCGGAGCGGGCCAGCGUCAGCGGUGUGCUGUACACCAAGCACUGGAUUCCCUUUGCGCGCGCCCGCGCCCGCGCCCUGCUCAGCGAACCUUCCGAUAAGUUUCGCAUCAUCAAGCAUCUGCGUGACGCUCUGCCUGGCCAGUACAGUCUGGUCGAGGAUGAACCUCUGGACGACUGCUGCCGGUUUCAUUUGCGCAUCGCAGACGAGGGCUGCACCAUCAUCGUCGUCGGACUGGCCAAGGACAAGGACGCGCAAUCGAGAUCGGCACGCUGGAUGGCCGCCAGCCUGCCCGCAGUCUUGGAGACGCAUCUGGCCAGCCGCGCCCUGCUUCCGCCGCUACAUGCACCCGCUGCAGCGCUCCACACCAGCUGCAUGGACAGUGUGCCCGUGGCCGUGGCUGUGGAAACCGAUGUGGACAUUGAUGCGGCGAUGCUGAGUGAUUUGACGCCCUGGCUGCUGAGCGACAUCUUGUCCCAUUUGGACCUGCACUCACAGAUGAGAGCCAAACGGGUGUGUGGCUUAUGGCAGUUGCUGCUGGGCCAUCCCCGGAUGCAGGAGCACGUCAGCAUCUCCUUCGAGAGCUGCUGGCAUCUGCAAGUCGACUCCGACAGCUGCUUCCGCGCGGCCUCCCUCCUCACCCGCUCCCUCAGCUCGGCGACCGUCACGCUCACCCUGUUAAGAGCCCUCGCGCCAGCAGUCAUUCCCGGCUUCCCUGCAUUUCUGCAAGCGAUACUCAGUGCCCUGGAGAUCAGUUUGCCUGUACUUGUGCUCAAAGACUACGUGGACAUGCAACGAGAUGUACUGUCAGUGACACCCUUCCACCAGGCGCAUUUUAAGCCAGCAGAUAAGAUACUGUACUACAAGGGCACUUGCGACUUCAUCUUGCUGGACAACUGGCAAGUGCGCAAUCUGUUCGGUAGGCACAUGUACGACGUCUUUGAGUUAGGUCGCAGUUAUGACGAUGUGCCCGGGCGUCCUCUGCCAGAGCAAGAACGCCAGUGGACGCGACGUCUCUCCCAGUGGCCAGUCUCGCCGGAACUGGCCGUAGACGAACUACAAAUCACCAUUCCCAAGCUGCUGCUGCCCUGCAGCGACGACAAAAUGCACACGACCAGUCGCUUCAUGUGCGCCGUCAACGAGCACUUCCCGCCGGUCACGCCGGAGAUGCUGGCAAAGGUCACGGCCGUCCACGCGCGCUGGCAGCGCACCCUCGACUACCCCGCCGACUGGGAGAGCAUUCGCUGCUACCUUCUACUGUUCAGUGGGUUUCACUCGGACGGAAGACCGAAAUGCUGGGACGAGGUCGAUCUGCGCUGUGUGGAUAUAUCCGCCUGGAGCAGAGUGGCCAUCUACGGGAUCAACGAGCUGUUCCGCGUGUGAAAGCAAACUUCCCCGUUGUGAUUACAUUCAUCCCCACACUGAUCUGAAUUCUCAUCUCGUUGGGUCGUUGGGAUUCUUGGGAAGGAUCCAGGAGCAUCCCGUGUUUAUUAGCGCCAGGAUAAAAAUACCUAUUAGCAGCAUCGAGGAUUUCCAAAUAUUAUUGUACCGGGGAAUGGGGAUGAACAGUUCAAAUCGUACGAGCAGUAUCCUCGAUCCAGCCAGAUCAGCAGUCAUGCCAACGCUGCACAUGGUCAUACUGUUGCCGUUUUAUGAGCAAAUGGCUCAGCACCAGAAUUUUGCGUCUGGCGCCGUCAACAUCUGCUAAAUGACCAACGCCUAGCUGCUUGAAUACCCAGAGAAGAAAGACUUACUUUUUAUUUUUGCCCUUGUCUUGGUGAAGCGUUGGGUGUUUCGGCCCGGCCUUAAGCGAACUGUUGCACUUCAUGGGCCAAAAUAAUAUCAUUCUGUGACCUGAGCGGAGAAGGGCGCUCUAAAUAUCUCCGCCUGCUGUUCUUUUUUCUAGUUUAGUUGGUUGGUUUUGAAUUCCUACAGGUGAUUUAACUAACCAGGGCGCUGUCACCGGCUCCCUCCUCAGAAAAGUUUGUUGUUUAAAGACAGAUUUGUUAUUGGUAAUAAUAAAAAAAGU